AUGGGGCUGCUAUAUGGGGAGGACCGGAAGGCUGAUGCUCUGCUGUGCCCAGACCCGCAGUUGACAUCUAUGCUGUUUGCUGCCCACGGGGACAUUCAUUGGCGAGAUGACUCUGGUCACACCCCGCUGACCUUUGCAGCCCACAUUGGCUAUGCAGCGGGGGUCAGGUGGCUUAUAGAACAGCGGGCUGAAGUAAAUGGCACUGCAGCUGAUGGACGGACCGCUCUCAAUUAUGCGACGCACUACCGUUUUGAGCCAGUGGUACAAACGGUUUAUGCGAAAUUCCUUAUCACCACCACAUGA
This is a messenger RNA of Cladocopium goreaui, 303 nucleotides long. The record is from the annotation of a GenBank genome assembly. Lineage: Eukaryota; Dinophyceae; Suessiales; Symbiodiniaceae.